ACUUUAUCCAAUAAUCUAGGCCAAAUCAAUUAUACCUUGGUUAAGAAGUAUCAAAUGAAAUUAUUUAUGGAAUAUUACUCGUCAAUUAAUAGUUGUAUAAGAUCAGUUGGCCGAUAGAUAUUAACUCCAAGUUCACCGUAUGUAAAACUUAGAGCUUUAUCAAUCAAGUAUAACACAAAUCAUCGUUGUACAAGUCCACUGUAGCGUAAUCAAUAUUGAGAUAUAAUUUAUUGACCCAUAGAAAGGUAAUGGCCAAAAAUCCCAAAUAUGAUCGUUUAACAUGCUUCUUUUACUCACUGAAGCAAACGAGCCAUCGCCUAUGAUGCACAAUUUUCACAUAACAACAUACAUGUGGGUGUGAUAUUACUACAUAGAACCUGACAUUGUACCAUAAAAGCAUUAAGCUAGAGCCAAGAAACCAAGUGGUUCAUUAUAGCUCUUCACGAAGAUAUGGGGUAUAAGUUAGAUAUCUUCUGUUUGCAAUCAUGGCAACAGAAGCAUCCUAGAGACAUUUUGUUUAUACCACUCGAUUAAUGUAUUAGAUGUUUGAAACCUGUUCAGUUUUUUCGAGGUCAAAUGUACUUCUGAGCUUCUUAAGAACCAACUGUCUCCAAGGUAUGGGUGUAGAAGAUGAGAUGAAGCGAGGUUUCUGCCCCCGUUCAUCUAUAUGUUUUGAAUAUCCUCAGUCAAGUAUGAUACGUUCAUUAAAAAAGAGAAGAAAUAUGAUAAAAAAUACAGGACUUUGCGAGAAGAUAAUGGCUGAAACGAUACUGCAAGAAAAAGAGACGACCUUUCCUGAAAAAGAUUAUGGUGAUAAUAAGAAAGAAUCCAAAGAAACAUGUGUUGUUAAAACACUUCGAGAUGCGAAAACUAGUAUUUCACCGUUGUCUCUUCAAAAGGAGUGCUUCCCAAGAAAAACCCACAAAGCUACAAAUCGCCAGGUGUAUUGUGAAAGACGUCUGCCGAACAGUUAUCCAGAUAUGGCAAAAAAUUGCACAGAAGAUAUAUCUUUUCUACUUUCACAUAUUUUAACAGACGGUAGCUCUCAGUCAGUAAAUGGAAAGCAAUCUAUUGAUUACCAUAUAUCCACUGAAAUCCCAGAACAAACAUUCAUUCAAAAACCAACAAAUCCUAUCAAUGUUGCAUCCAAAGAGAACGAUGAAGUGAUUCAACAAAUGGGCAAACCUUUAUCUGGUUCAGUUCAGAAUGUCAAUAGACUUAAUAGUCCAGCUUCAAAAGCUUCUAAGUCAAUUCAGUGCUCAAUUGACAAACCAACUACAAAUUCUGUUGAAAUUCAUUGUGAUAUUUUAAGCGUAACUAAAAAUGAUGAUUUUUCAUUUGUUCUUGAUGAGAACAGUAAACUAAUUGCUCAGCAGAAAGCACACAUUGAACAUUUAAAACAUGCUCUGUCAUCGGAACAAAAUAAAGUUCACGGUCUAAAUAGUCAGUUGUGUAAAAAUCAACUUGAAUUUGACAAAGCUAGAUUAAACUGGUUGCAGAAAGAAAAUCAGUUUAAACUAGAAAAGGACCGGUUUCAUAGAAAGAUCUCUGUUGUAGUCAUCGCUAAACAACAAGUAUCAAAAAAUCUUGAAAUUUCACGCGAAUAUAUAAAACUUUUGAAAGAACGCAUUUCUAUGUUGGAACAGUUUUAUUCGAAUAUAAUUCCGAAUCCACUUAACUCAAAGCAUUCUUCACAAAAAAGAUCUGACUAUUUUCCAACAGAGCGAACGAAUUGUAAACGGUAUCUAAAAAAUAUUGAUUCAAUUAGAUCAACGCCAGAUUUAUCAGCUACUUUUCCUACCUUAAGUAAACUUCUUUUUCUCAGUAGUGAGUAUCAAGAUCCUCGUAAAUGUGUAACACCAAAGGUUCUUCAGCGUCUAUCUAAUCAAUCAUGUCAAACGGACAAACGUGUUCACAACUACAGUCGUUGCGGCACGAACGAACUACAAAAUACAACCAGUCUCGACAAGUUAUGUGAAGAUGAUCGUAUUUCGGUGCAUUCAACGUCUUCAAGUUCGAACGACAUCCGAAAAACAGUUAAUCAGCAAGAAAUCACAGAGCUUGAUGAUAAAUGUUCCUUAUCUUCUAGUGUAACUUCCAGUAUUCUCCCACCUCAGAUGAUUGACGAAAUGGAGUUUCGUGACAACUUAGCUCUUCUGGAUAAGCGGAUUAACAAUGUUCGGGAGUCACUCAGAUUGAACCCUGUGAUUUAAAAAUAUGUACACAAUUGACCGUUCGAAUAAACUGAUAAAACCGUAGGUAUACAACCUUACAGAUAUCCUUUUCAUUUGACUGAAAUACAAUUACAUGAAUUUGCUAAUACUGUCUACAUGUUUGUAUAUCCACUGUUUACUACCAUGUUAUCUUACUAAGUAACUUGAAAGUCUGAGUUAAGAAAACCACCUCCAAUUAUUUUGUCACUAUUUAGCUGGUAUAGGAUACCAUCUUUCUCUGUAAGAGUUAAUAUUAUCUCGGACCACGAGUCUAGAACAGCAACCUUUUACAUGACUGCUACAUAGUAGUAUGAAUAUAUGAGCACUCACUUUUUUUACUUUUACUUUGCUUACGCCUGUUACUUCCAAUGGAGCCGACGACCAGCAUUCUCCAACUCACUCUGUCCUGGGCCUUCUUUUC
Molecule: messenger RNA, 2634 nt
Organism: Schistosoma rodhaini
Lineage: Eukaryota; Metazoa; Platyhelminthes; Trematoda; Strigeidida; Schistosomatidae
Source: the annotation of a GenBank genome assembly